Messenger RNA from Strigops habroptila (Kakapo), 2056 nucleotides. RefSeq names its product nucleoporin 43 (gene NUP43). Lineage: Eukaryota; Metazoa; Chordata; Aves; Psittaciformes; Psittacidae. The transcript has 8 exons. Gene Ontology annotation, cellular component: nuclear pore outer ring. Gene Ontology annotation, molecular function: protein binding. The coding region runs from base 49 to 1173 and encodes 374 amino acids. The record is from RefSeq and is a predicted model, not a curated record.
CAGCGGCGCGGCGGGGCGGGCGGGAGCGGUGGCGCGGCGGGGCGGGCGAUGGAGGACGUGUGCGCCAGGUUCGUGUCGCAGAAGAUCAGCAAGACCCGGUGGCGGCCGCUGCCCGCCGCCGCCCUGCAGCCCCCGGACCUCUUCGCCACCGGCUCCUGGGACAACGAGGAUAACAGGAUCUCCGUCUGGUCUGUGGGAGACCUUGGAAAUGCGGGCCUUAACGGGGAAUACCAAGGAGAACCUCAGCUGCUGUGUGACAUCAGGCACAACGGGGAUGUUAUGGACAUGCAGUUUUUGGAUCAAGAGAGAAUUGUGGUAGCUUCAUCAACAGGAACCGUAACUGUAUUCCGUCAUCAUCAAAAUAACCAGACUUUAUCUGCCAACCAGCAGUGGGAGAAAGCCCAUUAUCAUGUGGAUCAAGACACAUCUUGUGGUGGAGCAGCAUGUACCGGAGUCAUCUGCAACAAACCAGAAAUUGUCACUGUUGGAGAAGAUGGUAGAAUAAACCUCUUCAGAGUUGACCAAAAGGAUGCAGUAAGAACUAUAGACAAUGCAGACAGCAGUACGCUCCAUGCUGUGACCUUCCUCCGCACAACUGAGAUCUUGACAGUAAAUUCAAUUGGCCAGUUAAAAAUAUGGGACCUCAGACAGCAAAGAAAUGAGCCAUCUCAAAUAUUUUCUUUGGCAGGAGACCGAGUUCCACUGCACUGCGUGGACAGGCAUCCCAAUCAGCAGCAUAUUGUGGCCACAGGGGGCCAGGAUGGGAUGCUGAGUAUAUGGGACAUCAGGCAGGGUACGAUGCCAGUGUCCCUGCUGAAUGCUCAUGAAGCAGAAAUGUGGGAAGUUCACUUCCAUCCCUCCAACCCCGAUCACUUAUUUACGUGUUCUGAAGAUGGAUCUCUUUGGCACUGGGAUACUUCCACAGACAUAUCUGAAAAACCAUCUUUUCUUCAUCAAGGAGGAAGAAGUACUGCCUAUUUUUCCCACAAUACCAUUAACCAGUCUGUUGUAAGUGCCUGGCUAAGCAACGAUCCUACCAAAGACCGCAUGGAAAUCACCAACCUAGUUCCAAAUCAGACCUUGUCUGUGAAUAGUCUAGAUAUUUUAGGACCAUGCCUAGUAUACGGUACUGAUGCAGAGGCUAUCUAUGUGAACAGACAACUUUUUGCAUGAAACAACUGAAGUGCCCCUUUGAAGUACUGACCCCCUGGAACUACUGGGGAAUGCCAGGUUCAUUCUUAAUGAUACUCAUUAGUCUGUUAGCAGCGCGUGGGGGAGAGGCAGGCCAGGUACUGCACAGGAAAUGUAAGGUACCUCGGAUUCUGCCGGCUCUCGCUCAUUACUGAUGCUCCAGGAUGGGUAACUUAUAUGUAAACUUGUCGUCAUUUCUUCCCUGGUGCCUGUUUGAUUUUGGAAAGCAGGAAGGUAAUCACUAGAGCAAGUUACUUGCUGUAAACCGAUGUCCAUAAUACACACGCAUGCAUACAAAGUGAAGAAAGGGUAAACCCCUGAUUUUUGAUACAAAAAUUAUCUUUUUUUUCCCUGGUAAAGAUAUUUUUCAAAUAUUAUUUCUACGGUCAGGCUAUGGGGUUCUUUGAAAUUCUUUUUAUGUCACCUGAGAUUUUUUUUAAGCUGAUUUUUUAAUCUAUUUAGGGGAACAUAACUUUUUCUGUCAGUUCAUGAGAAUUGGAAAGCUGUUAAAGCUGUGAAAUGUGAAAGGUUCUGUAGGAAUCUUAGCAUUUUAGAAACGUUAAUUUGGGUUAUUUACAGCUUCAUCCUGGAUGCUGCAUGUUAAAACUUGACCUUGAUAACAUGCUGGUAACUCCCUCAACAGAAACGUGGGUUUUAUAGCUAUGAGGUCAUAACUGAUGGAUGUGUUGGCUGUGAUUUCGGGAGUGAGAAUAACACUUUCUAAACUUGAGACAUGGUCUGCCACAGUCAACGUUUCACAUCUGGUCAGUUGCAAUGGUUGAGAAGUUAAAUUUUAUGAUGAGUGUGGUACCUGUUUUGUUGCAGAGAACCCUUUCUCUUUUUAAUAAAGAGUUUUACGCAAGAA